Messenger RNA from Colletotrichum godetiae, 399 nucleotides. RefSeq lists its product as uncharacterized. NCBI's taxonomy places the organism in Eukaryota, Fungi, Ascomycota, Sordariomycetes, Glomerellales, Glomerellaceae. The transcript has 2 exons. Bases 1 to 399 code for a protein of 132 amino acids. The record is from RefSeq and is a predicted model, not a curated record.
AUGCGUCUCACAACAACCGCCGCCGCCGCCAUUCUCCUCAGCGCAAGCGCCACCAUCGCCCAAGCCUGCUCCCCAGGCUUCUCCUCGAACCGCAACCUCUCUCCCGGCGACUACGCCUGGCUCUUUGCAGACUACAGCGUCGACGACGUGGCCGGCUGCAGCAGCCGCUGCGCCCGCCAGUGCACCGCCCCGGGCAAGAGAUACGGCGCCUGCAUGGGCUGCGCGAGGUGGAAAGGCAACCGCGAGGGCAGGAUGGACCUCCCGCCGUGCAGUAAGCCCGUCACGACUGCGAACGAUGAUGGGGAGUACGAGUGUCACGGGUACGGUGACGGGUUUUGGAAUUGUAUUACGCCGUGCCCUCCCGGGUAUGAGUCCAAGGAUCUGGGUCGUAUUCAAUGA